This is a messenger RNA of Paramacrobiotus metropolitanus, 2552 nucleotides long. Its product is annotated as transmembrane 9 superfamily member 4-like. The record is from RefSeq and is a predicted model, not a curated record. The coding region runs from base 465 to 2402 and encodes 645 amino acids. NCBI's taxonomy places the organism in Eukaryota, Metazoa, Tardigrada, Eutardigrada, Parachela, Macrobiotidae. Gene Ontology annotation, cellular component: membrane. The transcript is spliced from 10 exons. Gene Ontology annotation, biological process: protein localization to membrane.
CGCUGCAACUUUGAUGACAUCGCACACUGCUCCACGUACAAGAAAAUUAUUAUAAUUUCUUCACUUUAUUAUCAUUCAGUCAAUAUUCAGGCAAUCUUAGAUCUUAAUGGAGAUUUAAACAACUCUCACCGCUUCGGUCCUUUGUACACGACUGAAUUCCAGAAGGAACAUCCCGCUUGAGCGUGUCCUGCAUAUUGUCUCUCCCAGAUGUGCUAAUCUGAAUCAUCGAUGGAUUCGUAAUCGGAUUAUUAUUGUUGUCCGCGUGGCGCAUCGCCAGUACACCUGCUAGUCCUGCAACUGCACGUAGUAUCCCGUGUUCUCCCAUAUUCCCCCGUUUGAAAUCUUCAAGAUCCGACGCAUAUUUGAGUAUCAGCAGGUGGCAUUUGCUGUUGGUAUUCUGGCGCGAUACAAAGGACUCUGACACACAAAUCUGGGUCGUUGUUGCUGUCAGUGUUGUGAAAGCCAUGGCACAUCGGCGGAUGUUGCUUGGCGUGGACGAUAUUGGCCGGAUUCUCUUAAUGCUUCUGCUGUCCUCGAAUCUGGCUCAGGGGUUUGUGAUGCCCGGUGUGGCGCCUGUGGAGUACCGUGAUGGAGAUAAAGUAGAAGUUCGGGCUGUGAAGAUGACCAGCGAAAUCACACAACUGCCUUACGAAUAUUAUUACCUACCAAUUUGCAGACCAGCCGAGAUUGUCUACAGCACUGAAAAUUUUGGUGAAACACUGCGCGGAGAUCGUGUGGUCAACACAAUGUAUGAUGUUAAAAUGGGCCACGCUGAACCGUGCAGAGUGCUUUGCCAGGACGAGAAAAGUGACAAGGAUAAACCGAUUAGCCUUACAUUAACGGCUGAGGACGGAAAAAACAUGGCGGAACGGAUUCGUGAGGAUUAUUUUGUGCACUUAUUGGUGGACAAUCUCCCGUGCGCUACGAAAUUCCUUAUGGUGGACAAUGCUGAACCGCAGUACGAAGCCGGGUACCGGUUGGGUGAAGUUGGUAAAGACGGAAAAGUGUACCUGAACAAUCACCUACGGCUCCUGUUGAAAUACCACGAAGUGGACGAUAAUCAUGCCGAACGUCGCGUUGUCAGUUGUGAAGUGGAAGCGCAUAGUUAUGCGUUAGGCGACUAUUCAUUCGUGGACACUAAAGCUGGCAAAUGCAGCAGUCUACCAGAAAAUAAGGAUCGGCUACUCAUUAACGAAAAUGGCGAGACCAAAGUGAUUUUCUCCUAUGCCGUGGAGUGGCAAACGAGUGAUGUGAAAUGGGCUUCCCGAUGGGACAUGUAUUUGAAGCAUCGCGACGUGCAGAUCCAUUGGUUCAGCAUCGUCAAUUCAUUAGUGGUUGUGUUGUUCCUGGCGGGCAUCCUUUCCAUGAUUAUCGUCCGGACGCUGCGGCGGGAUAUUGCCAAUUACAAUCGCGAUGACACUGAAUCUGACGAAGCAAUGGAGGAAACCGGAUGGAAAUUGGUGCACGGUGAUGUUUUCCGUUCACCUCCGUAUUCCAAGUACUUUGUUACUUUCAUUGCCACCGGUGUCCAGCUCCUGUGCAUGACAUUUGUCACAAUCUUUUUGGCCAUGUUGGGCAUGUUGUCUCCGGCGUCACGUGGCGCUCUAAUGCAAGCGGCCAUCCUGCUGUACGUUUUCUCGGGGCUAGUUGGUGGUUACUACGGUGGACGGUUGUAUAAGACGCUGAAAGGAAUCGAAUGGAAACGCGCUGCGUUCAUUACGGCUACACUGUAUCCUGGGAUUGUCUUUGGGACGUGCUUUUUCCUUAAUUUCUUUAUUUGGGGCAAACACAGCAGUGGAGCGGUUCCCUUUACGACCAUGCUUCAGCUGUUGAGUUUAUGGUUCUUGGUGUCGUUGCCGUUGGUGUUUUUGGGAUACUAUUUCGGAUACAGGAAGCAGCCAUAUGAAAAUCCGGUGCGAACCAACCAAAUUCCCCGUCAGAUGCCUGACCAAGUGUGGUAUCUACACCCUUUUGUCUCUACUCUGAUGGCUGGAAUUUUACCAUUUGGUGCGUUGUUUGUGGAGUUAUUCUUCCUGAUGAACGCGAUCUGGCUGAAGCAGUUCUAUUAUCUCUUCGGAUUCCUGUUCCUGGUGUUCCUCAUUUUGAUAAUUUCGGUUUCCAUCAUCAGCGUCGUUAUGGUGUACUUCCAGUUAUGCGGCGAGAAUUACCAUUGGUGGUGGCGAAGUCUCCUGGUCAGCGGCGGUGUGGCGUUGUAUGUUUUGUUCUAUUCGAUAUUCUACUUUGUCACCAAACUGGAGAUCAGUGGUUUCAUUCCGACGCUGCUGUAUUUUGGCUACACAGCGUUGAUGGUGAUGACAGUAUGGAUUCUCACCGGCACAAUCGGCUUCUAUGCCGCCUACUUUUUCAUACGAAAGAUUUAUGCAGCUGUUAAGAUUGAUUAAGGGACGAAGUGCUUUUUUCUGACCGGCCAGAUUUAUUAUCAACGCUGAAAAUUCUGCUUUGCUUUUUUAAAUCGCUGGUGCAUGUUUUCCCGAACGCCAGAUAUUUUUAACUCACGAAAUUUGUGCAUUAAACUUAAACAAAAAUCCCAU